AUAAUUGUACUGCCACCCAUAUGAAUAAUUAUUCUACAUUAUUCAUUGUUGGAGAAUCUUAUGGAAAAUGUGUGAGAGCUGAAAUAAACAGAUAAAAAACUAUGAUUCAGAAGUAAAAUUCCAUUGAGUCUUUAUUUAGUAGGUGUCAUACAAAAAGAGGAACAGGACAGAACUGUGUUGCUAAACACAUCCUUGGGGCAGACUCUUUGUUGAGCCGUGAUUCCGUAAGAGGACGUGAUGACGACAGAGCCCACGGAUUGCUGAUGCUUUCAAAGUUCUGUUUAAAGUUGGGUUUGUGACCACGGCGCAUAAUUACUCACUAAACAAAGCAAUGAAAACUGAUAACUUCCACGCUUUUUAAUUAUUUCAAUUCAUUUGCCUAUGUGAUGCUUGAUAAAAUGUGACCAUAUACAAAUUAAUGAUGUCAUGAUCAAGAAGGCGCGUAUGUAGUGGUAGACCGAAAGAUUAGAAAAGUAUCAGCGACAAUUCUUCAUCAGAAAAUCCUAUCCUUUUGGGCCGACAAUUUUCUGGAUAAUUAAUCUAGUGAUGAUAAAAGUGUCACAUUUUAUGCGACAGAGCCGUGCCACUAUAGGCCAAUAUUAGGGCAAGGCCAAAAUGCUAUCGCUUACUAAUCUUAGUACGGAUUUUCUGCAAGCUCUUGAAUGCAGCACAAGCACCUCCUACAUCCAGUGGAAAACCGCUAUCUGUCAGGAAAAAAAAACAUCCGAAAUCCGCUACAUGGCCACGUAUUGUCGACAAAGUUUCGCUUUAACAAGUGUUUAUUUUCGGGGUUUGUAACCUCCGGAAGCAUGUCCGGACAGAGGUAACCGCACUGGGACUGCUGCUGCCUCCUCAGCCUGCAGAAGGUCGGAGCAUGACGGACGGACGGACCCAGAUGGAGAGGCCCGGCAGGCUCCUGCUGCUGUCCGAGCUCCGCGUCAGAAACGCUGCGUACGAUGUGAGCCUGAGCCGGUCCCUGCUCACCUGGAAGAGACGGGUCUCCAGCCCGGUGUACCACCCGUUCAGACCCAGUGUGUGCCACAGCGUGUCAGUGUCAGAGAUCAUCUCUGUCAGAGAGGAAGAGGAGAACGGCAGCAGACCUAGUGACGAUGGCAGCUGGAAAAAGAUCAAGGAAAGAGAUGGAAAGGACUGCGGGCAGUCCUUUACAGUAAUGUACGUGGAUCGGUGUCGGCAGCACCGCUGGCGAUGUGCUGAGGUCACCUUCACAUGUUCAGACGAGACACUGUGUCAACGUUGGGUCAGCAGCAUCAGAGACCAGCUCUCUACCAUCACCAGCAGACCUAAACACCUACUGGUCUAUAUCAACCCGUACGGUGGGAAGCGGCAAGGCAAACGCAUCUACGAGCAGAAGGUCGCCCCCUUGUUUGCCCAGGCGGGCAUCUCCACACAUGUUAUAGUGACGGAGUACGCCAACCAUGCCCGGGAUCACCUGAGGACGCAAUCAGACCUCAAGAAGUUUGAUGGUGUGGUGUGUGUUGGAGGGGAUGGCAUGUUCAGUGAGAUCAUACAUGGGCUAAUCUGGAGGACGCAGAUAGAUAGUGGUGUGGAUCCAAACUGUCCAGAUGAAACACUGUCUGCCUGCUCGCUCCGCAUCGGAAUCAUUCCUGCAGGUUCAACAGACUGUAUUUGCUUUGCCACUGUGGGCACCAAUGACCCUGUCACCUCUGCACUGCACAUCAUAGUAGGAGACUCCCAGCCGAUGGACGUGUGUUCGGUUCACCACAACAACACGUUCUUGAAAUACUCUGUCUCCUUGCUGGGAUAUGGUUUCUAUGGUGAUGUGCUAACUGACAGUGAGAGGAAGAGAUGGAUGGGACCAGCCAGAUAUGAUUUAUCAGGUCUGAAAAUGUUCCUGACUCAUCAUUACUACGAAGGAACAGUGUCCUAUCUGCCAGCCAGAGGUAUCAUAGGAACACCGCGAGAUGCUGCCAGAUGUCGCUCUGGCUGUGUGGUUUGUCAGCACAACGGGCAGCUACUUUCAGAGAAAGCUGAGAAAUACGAGAUGGAUAAAGUGUCAGAUUGUGAGAGUGAUGAGUGGAGGACGGUCCGAGGGAAGUUCCUUGCUAUAAACGCUGCCAGUAUGAGCUGUGCUUGUCCUCGUAGCCCUAAGGGCCUCUCACCUGCCGCCCACCUUGCAGACGGCACAACUGACCUCAUCUUAGUCCGCAAAUGUUCCCGCUUCGACUUCCUCAGACACCUCCUCCGACACACCAGCAAAGAUGACCAGUUUGACCUGACUUUCGUUGAAGUUCACCGCGUACGGCGUUUCCGCUUCACCCCACGUCACUGUCAGAGUGAUUCAGAUCUGGAGUUGGACCUGCAGGAGAAUAACAAACGUCAGAUCUUCAGCCAAAUCUGCCGAGACCACCCGGCCUGUGGCUGUGCGCCUGUCUACAGCAGCUGGAACUGCGAUGGUGAAAUCUUAACCCACACAGCCAUCGACGUCAGAGUGCACUGCCAGCUGAUCAAGCUGUUUGCACGAGGGAUUGAGGAACCGCCUGUGUUUGAGGAUCUCUCCAACCCUUGUGCAAUAUAGAUCUAUGACCCCUGUUGUUCCCUUUCAGACACUGGAGACGUUUCUCUUUGUCUGUCACUGCUGCCUCUGCCAUCAUGUGACACCCAUCAUGUCUUUCACCAUGUGACUCAAUGGGAUUUGCUGACUCAGCAGUGAAUCAUUUAUGUUCCGUGUCUGAAAGAUCAAAGUGAUUUUGUCAUAGACAGAAAGUCUGUCUGUCUGUGUAGUUUCCCAGUGUGAAAGUGUUCACUGGAAAGUAGCAGCGUGUUGCAGAACAGGAAUCGCAGACCUGGAGAGUAAAGCUUCACUCUUAGAUUUCAGAUUUGUUCUAGCUGACUCUAGUGUUUGGCUCUUGAUUUAGUUACUACUCCAUUCAUGAAAGUGAGGCUUUGUUUUGUCAGUAUUUCUUUCAUCAGUGCAACAUGGGCUUGGUUACGUCUUCAUUUCUGAGAAAGGUGCUUAUAUGUCAUUGUCUAUGAAAUGACCUGUAGAUCUUAGUCUUGAGUUUGUUCUCACUCCUUCUUUUCUGUUAUGCCAGACUUGCCUCUGUCUCAUGGGUGUAUGGACUUGUUGAGGUUAGAUCAUAUUAGUAGAUUAGAGACACGUCUUAUAUAGGUUCAGUUAUUAUUUUGAAUUAUCUGUUACAUGUUUAUAGGACGCCAGGCACCUGCCAGAGUCAUUCCCAGAGCCAGGUGAUUGUUAGGUUUUGGGAUUGAUUCAUUUUCAAGUAGAAAGCAAAUCCCCUGCAAAUGGACAGUAGUUAUGGAGAAGCAUAACGCCGACUUUUCCUCUCAGGCCUCUGCUUCUCAAACUGCUCUGUUAGAGUUGUCUCCAGGAAGUCCUGAGCUCAAUCGUAACUUUAAAAUUGUAUUUUUACAUAUUUUAGUUUUUGGAAAUUCAAGACAAAAAUAUGAAAAAUGUCACACUUUAAUUUCGGUCCAAAAAAGCUGCGUGUCAGUGUGGUUGGUGGCUGAGUAAGCUGAACAGCGCACAAGUGAAUGUGAAUCUUCCAUUUCUGCUCAAUAUGCAAAUGAACUCAGUCUGAGCAAAGACAAAACACAAAGAAAAAUGCCUGAAGAAUUACUGCUUUAACACACACUUAAUGGUCAGAUACAUGUCUUCAGUAUGAGUUCAAGCUGUAGCCGUUUAUUUUCAGUACAACAUGAUGAUCUGAAUUUGUCUGUCUGGUUAAUAUUACCUCAAGAUACUUAACUGAACCUUCCACAAAUCAACAAAGAUUCAUAGGCAACACAAAUAUAUUUUUGCAGACAAAACAUUCUUAAUUUAUUUUAUUCCACUGUUCAAUGUCUCAAUGAGAUACCCUUGAGGGCCAAAAGUAUGUGGACAGCUGAACAUUGCUGCACAGGUGGGGGUAAUGCUAAGACGCAAAAGGACAAAAGUGAUGCAAAAAUGUCAAUACACCACUAGACAAUUCGGAAAAGGACAUAAAAUGUAAUGAUUACUAAAUCAUAACGGCAUCUUGCAUUUAUUUCCAUUGCAAUUAUUUCCAUCACAAUUUGCAUUGCAUAAAUAGACAUAAAUAGAGUAAUCCCAACCACAAACUGAGGGCUUGAACUGUAAGGCAUUGUGAAAAGUUUGGGAACCACCUAAGCAAGGAAUGUGGACUGAGCUGUCUGCAAACUUUUGGCUGGAAGUGUUUGUUUAUUGUCUAAGUCCCAAAAAAGUUUGUGUCUAAAUUACUUCUCCUCACUGUGAGAGAUGCGGACAUGUCAAUUGUGGGAUUGUUGAAGAAAACAUGUCUGUAAAGUCCAGUGUUGAUAUUCAACCAUCGUGUCCAUGGGUAACACAUUCACAGCACAUUCUCCUUGACUCCUACCUGAUCUCUGUAGCUGCUGCUCACUGUGUCCACUGGGUUCAUUUUCUUCACAAAUGCAAUCUGCAUGUAGCAGAACCACCUGUACUGGUAUUUUGCUAAGGUCCACACUAAUAUUAUAAGAGUCACCAAGAACUAGGGAUGGUGAUGUCUUGUCUGUUUCUUUGAUUCAUGUAUACUGUAUAUGUUCAUGUUAUCUGCACAGAGAGUGAACUCAUUAAAUCAGUUAUGUGGGAAAUGAUUUUAACUUUGGACAGGAGAUUGAACAUCAGCACUGGACUGUUUGUUUGUUUGUUUGUUUGUUGACCAGCAGUCCUGUUUCCUUUCUGCAAAUGUCGAGCUGGACUCACGCUGAUGGAGGAGGGAACCAGUAGCAGCUCCCGGUGUUCCAGACACCAACCAAUCAGCCAUCAGCUUUAUCCUGAUCUUAAUCUGACCAAAGGCCAGCCGGGGUUUACUGAUGUAGCCGUCAGUCUGUGUGUCUGAUUCUGUUACAGUUGUAGCUAAGCCAUGUGGUUUUCACAGGUUCAAACUUUCAGCCCAAAUCGAAACCGAUCCAUGAAAACGGCACACGUUUCUGAAGUACACUUAAGGAUGUUAAAAAUUCCAAAAUGUUGAUUAUAGUGACUAUAUUGAAUGAAUGGCUCACAGAUUGAGCUUUUGUAGGAAGCAAGCAGACCUGUGAAAACCCUCAGCUAUGUUGAUUUAUCUGAUAAAGUUGUAUACAGUCAAAUUCUGCUGUAAACCCCCACACUACAAACCAAAUGUUUUAACUUGUGCACACAGAGGUCGACUGAUGAUAGAUGACUGAAGUUGAUUUUUAAUUAGGAGAGGAUGACUAAUAUGUAUUCACAUUUAGCCAGCUCUGAUUGUUAAUGAAGUGUAUUAGUAUUUAGGCAUUAUUGUGACAUUUUGUGCUUGAUCAAAGCUGCAAAUGGUCCAUUGCAUGAUUACAGGAAGUAGUUGGUAUGGAGUAAAUGUUGCCACUGUAACUAUUAAAGAGUAGUUUUGCUAAAGUUUUGAUCUAGCAGCUGUGGAUGUUGCUUCUUAACAAUGUUGCAGGUGUACCUGCAGGAAAGGACAAGUCCCUCCAGGAAAAUGGCAUUGCUUAAUGCUAUCUAAUGAGAUAGUGACCAGUCUAUCAGGCAAGCUCACAGCUGGCAAAAUGGAGGCAUGCAAUCCCAUACAUUUUAUCUUUGUACCCAGCUAAGUUUACUAUGCACUUCCUCAUUUAUUGUAAACUGGAAAGUGGCGGGUGGGCGAACAUGAUGAAGUCAAUGUUCACCAGAGGUGAAGUAGUCAUGACAUUUUUGUUUAUGUUCUUCAUCCCAUUGUGAACUCACUCCAUCCAUUUAUUUAUCUAGGGAUAUUUCAGUUUUGAAUCCAGACGUGACCAGACCUUAUUUACACCCACAUAACUGCCCACAGUUAAUUCUGAGUUGUAGAUGUAGGAAUUAUGACAAGACACUGCAGUGUCACCCACUCGGUGAAAUGAACAACCUAAACUGUUUGGAAAUUAGUGGCAAAAGCAUGAGGUCUUGUGAUAAUGAUGACAUGUAUUCUAGUAGUCAGCAAGCUAGCUAUACCGGACAAUAACGCACAGCUGGUGAAGGAAAGGGAGCAGCUUUUGCUAUGUCCUAUUUUUUUAUUAUUUACAGGAGUACAAAUGCAGUAUAUCAGCGACAUGCAUCUAAUAUAAUAACAUCCUCAACUUUGCAGACUCCCUCCACAAUAGUAAACACUGUCAAGACAGUUUGAAUGAGAUGAUGCUGUCAAGAAUGUUGCUGAUAUACGACAGUGUAGAAAAACUAAUUUUAACUUGGAUGUAAUCAAACCGUCUCUAGCACUGUGUUAAACAUGUAGGAUAAACUACAGUUAGAUAUUAUGCGUAGCAUCAUUUAAUCAUAUUUAUUUUUCUGAUUAAUAAUGUAGCUUGUAAAUCCAAACACACUUACUGGUUCAUCUUUUGUCCCCGUAUGAUUUUGAGAGUCAUUAUUCUUUCUUCAGAUUUUAGUGAAGAAAUGAUGUGUCAGCUCUGUGAAGCAUUUGCUCACAGAGUAAAGUCCUGCUUACAGGGAAGAAGUAUAUUCUCAAACACUGCAGUUAAACCUGACAGUAAAAACUAUUUUUUUUCUAGCGAAUCAGUCGACCUCUUGCUGUAAUGUCACCUGUAAACUCUAUCUUCUGCUGUAGCUGUUGCAUUAUCAGGAAGUAAAAGCAUUUUCAACUCUCA
Mugil cephalus (flathead mullet) is the source of this 6603-nucleotide messenger RNA. RefSeq names its product ceramide kinase-like. The transcript is spliced from 13 exons. NCBI's taxonomy places the organism in Eukaryota, Metazoa, Chordata, Actinopteri, Mugiliformes, Mugilidae. Gene Ontology annotation, molecular function: kinase activity. The record is from RefSeq and is a predicted model, not a curated record. Bases 875 to 2557 code for a protein of 560 amino acids.